GGGUAGAAAGGAAUCGGCUCUUCAGGUCAAGUCUGCGCGAAGAGACCUCCAGGCCUCUGUGGUCUGUGCUUCCGCUCCGGACACUCGAGCCGCCCACUUCCGGCGCUCCUCGGCGCCCCGGGCCCGCCCCGACGCUGCGUGACGGAGACACGCCGGGGGUGACCUCACCCUCCACCAUGGCGGCGGCGGUAGAUUAGGGCUGCGGGUCGAAGCAGCCACCGCCGCUGGGGGACCCGGUUGGAAGCAACUGCCGCCGCCGCCGCCUCUUUCAUCUCUUCUGGGGCAGGGGCCAGGGCCAGGUUUUAUUACACAUCUGUAAGUAGACCUCUUUGGAGCUCUGCCAGUCAAUUCAAUGGCGUCCUCUACUACUGUGCCUCUAGGAUUUCACUAUGAAACAAAGUGUGUUGUCCUCAGCUACUUGGGACUCCUCUCUCAGGAGAAGCUGCAAGAGCAACAUCUUUCCUCACCCCAAGGGGUUCAACUAGAUGUAGCUUCACAAUCUCUGGAUCAAGAAGUUUUAGUAAAAGUUAAAACUGAAAUUGAAGAAGAGCUAAAAUCCCUGGACAAAGAAAUUUCUGAAGCCUUCACCAGCACAGGCUUUGACCGUCACACUUCUCCAGUGUUCAGCCCUGCUAACCCAGAAAGCUCAAUAGAAGACUGCUUGGCCCAUCUUGGAGAAAAAGUCUCUCAGGAACUUAAAGAGCCUCUGCAUAAAGCAUUGCAAAUGCUCCUCAGCCAGCCAGUGACAUAUCAGGCAUUUCGGGAAUGUACAUUGGAGACCACAGUUCAUGCCAGCGGCUGGAAUAAGAUUUUGGUGCCUCUGGUUUUGCUACGACAAAUGCUUCUGGAGUUGACAAGAAGUGGUCAAGAGCCUUUGAGUGCCCUGCUGCAGUUUGGUGUGACAUUCCUGGAGGACCACGCGGCAGAGUACAUCAUUCAGCAAGGCGGCUGGCCCAGUGAGGGCACAGACUGGCUGGUGUGCUGUGAUUCUCCUGACUCAUCCUUGCUUCCUCCCUCCUCUUUCUCACUCUUUCAUUUCCCGGGAUUGCAUUGCUGCGUUAGAAGUAAGUCUGUCUCCGGCAAAGGGCAAUGCAAGUCCACUGUGGGCACUGUCUUUAAUCUGGAGUCAGAGGAGGAGGAGUACCCUGGAGUCAUCGCAGAAGAUAGCAAUGACAUUUAUAUCCUGCCCAGUGACAACUCUGGACAGGUCAGUCCUCCAGAGUCUCCGACUGUGACCACCUCCUGGCAGUCGGAGAGCCUGCCCGUCUCGCUGUCGGCAAGCCAGAGCUGGCACACAGAAAGCCUGCCGGUGUCUCUAGGUCCCGAAUCCUGGCAGCAGAUUGCAAUGGAUCCUGAAGAAGUGAAAAGCUUAGAUAGCGCUGGAGAGAAGAGUGAGAACAACUCUUCUAAUUCUGACAUCGUGCACGUGGAGAAAGAAGAAGUUCCCGAGGGCAUGGAAGAGGCUGCUGUGGCCUCCGUGGGCCUGCCUGCCCGGGGGCUGCAGGAGGCGCCCCCCGAAGCGCCAGCACCCUUGCUUCCACACGCCACUGCCACGUCCUUGCUGGAGACAGGGGAGCCCGGCGCAGAAGUGAUUGCAGGUGGGAAAGCCAGCCCUGCCACGUCUCUGUUUGUGGAACUGGAUGAGGGAGAGGUGAGAGCAGCAACAGCGGAACCUGUUGACGUGGAGGCCGCGGCGAUCCCUACGCUGGAACCCGCGACAGCGCUGCUGCGCGAGGAGGAGCCAGCUGGGAGGAGAGAGGGGCUUGCAGAAGAGCCCUCCCCUGCUGGGAAAGCAAAGGCCAUGCCCUUGUCAGAGGGCAAGUCUAUACUGCUGUUUGGAGGGGCCGCCGCCGUCGCCAUCCUGGCAGUGGCAGUUGGGGUAGCGCUGGCUCUGAGAAAGAAAUAGCAGAUUUUUUUCAGAAGAGGAAGAAGACAAAAGAAUCUGAGAUUUUAAUUGUAUUGGCUGGAAAUUGAACCGGUAGCAGCUGAUGGGACAUUUGUGGAACACUCUGGGAUAACUGGGGACUUCUCAACACGGCAGCGGCUUGAUCACGCAGUAGGGCUUGAGGACAGGGCGUUCAUGGUCGUCUCAGUCCCAAGGGCCUUGGCUCACGCUAGAUUGGCAAUCUUACAAUAAAUACUCCCUCCAGAACAGGGUUUCUCAGCCUCGCGUGGUUGACACUUCCAUCACUCUUUGUUGUAGGAGGCUGUCCUGCGUAUUGUAGGGUGUUCAGUGACAUCCCUGGCCUCUACCCACCCCACUCCCAGUGAUGACAACCAGAAAUGUCUCCAGACAUUGCCAAAUGUCCCCUGCGACAAAAUCAUCCCGUUGAGGGCCACUGCUUUUGAGGGGGAGGGUUAAUUUAGGAAAAUUGGGGAUAGAAAUUCCCAGGCAAAGGGGCUCGCUGCUGACUUGUUGGCUCUUCACCCCAACACUUCAUCUUCCUGCUGAACAGGCUGUGCCGCAGCCACCCUGUCACGGAGUGUGAGGGUGCUUGCCCCGCACGCCUCAGCUGCCUCUCAGGGACCGCACUGUCCUCUUCUCCCGGGUUCCUGCCGAGAUCCCCCAGGAGAGGGCUCGCUCUGUACUUCUGCUCAGACCUAUCAAGUCCCUGGAGCUCCACUUUGUAAAGAUGCUGCCUUUAGGAAUCUUUACAAAAAUAAAUAAAUAUAACAUAAAAGAGACCUAGGGUCCCCUUCCUGCGAGUGCAACUGUAAGUAACUCUGGUAGAGAGGCAUUCGUCUCGUGUAGAGGCAGGAGGAUGGCCUAGAUGACCUACUGGGGUCUCUUCCAGCCCUUUUUGUCAGCAGUCGCCCCACUAAGCUGCGGUUACUGCCAGCAGCAUCUCUGUUCCUGAACGGUCACUGUCUAUAACUCUGGGCUAGUGUGAUUUUUUCCAGUAUCUGACCUCAGUCUUACUACUCACCAGUUCUGUGGGUCUCUUGCCACAAGGUAAAGAUUUUCAUGCUUGGGCUUACAGAACCAGUUGGAUCAUAACUCUUAUUAAAUGGAGAAAGUCUUCUAAAUAUCACUGAAAAGAGAACAGGCUACCCUUGAGUUUCUAGUUUGGCUUUCAGAGUUCAAGAAUGGAGGCAUCUCUGCCUAAACCCUUCACAGCCCAGAUGCCUGAGUAAUAAACCAAAAUGAUCCUAAUCAGUAUAUGCUAGCUGAGGAGCAGCAUAAUUUUCUUUAAUCUGGCUGAUCGCACUUCUAAGGAAGGGAUGGAACCGAGUCAUUCCAUGCCUGAGGGUAUGGCGUCACUGUGCAGGGCACACAUGCUUGAUAAAAAAAAGUCAUCUCAGAUUUACCUUAGUAAAUGUAACAAAUUACUUUUUAGAUCCUGAAGUUUAUAAUAAAAAUACUUUACCUACCCUGAUCACUAAAACCUGAUGUUUUAAAUGUGCUUUCUUUUUGAAAUUUAUUUUUUAAAAUAAAGUCUUCUCCCUAAAGCAAUACUAUUUAAAAGUUGGUCAA
Lemur catta (Ring-tailed lemur) is the source of this 3475-nucleotide messenger RNA. RefSeq names its product BCL2 like 13 (gene BCL2L13). The record is from RefSeq and is a predicted model, not a curated record. The coding region runs from base 353 to 1906 and encodes 517 amino acids. Gene Ontology annotation, biological process: apoptotic process; regulation of apoptotic process. NCBI's taxonomy places the organism in Eukaryota, Metazoa, Chordata, Mammalia, Primates, Lemuridae. The transcript is spliced from 8 exons. Gene Ontology annotation, cellular component: mitochondrion.